CCGUUAAUACGAGUGCAGAGUGCGUGUUUUGUUAGUUAUUAGGAGGUCUGAUUCGCAGACUUCAACCGGAAAACUGAACCUAGAGUAGCAGGAGCACUCGAUCUUCUUUUCUCUCGUCUCAAGCAUCAAAACUGUUCAUGAUCAGUUUUAUUCUUGAUCUGUUUCAGGAUUGUUGAGAAAUAGGCAUAUUGGAGUUCAAGUAGAAUUAUGAAACUCUGUCUCUUCUAUGCCUGAAGGUUUUGACGGAGCAAGUUAUAAUCAAGUUUCUAAAUACAGAAAUGUUCUCGUUGUUCUAUGGUCUUUGGAAGUAUUUAUUCAGUAAGACAGAGUUUCAUGUACUCAUUCUUGGAAUUGAUAAGGCGGGGAAAACAACUUUAUUGGAGAAAUUGAAAUCAUUAUACUCGAACUUAGAAGGCCUUCCACCUGAUCGAAUUGUUCCUACUGUUGGACUUAACAUUGGUCGCAUUGAAGUUUCAAAUUCAAAACUUGUAUUUUGGGACCUGGGUGGUCAGGCUGGUCUUCGCUCAAUUUGGGAGAAAUAUUAUGAAGAGGCUCAUGCUGUUGUAUACGUUAUUGAUGCUACUUGUCCUUCACGAUUUGAAGAGUCAAAGUCCGCUUUAGAAAAAGUUCUUAGGCAUGAGGAUUUGCAAGGAGCCCCUCUUUUGAUAUUAGCAAACAAGCAGGAUCUUUCUGAAGCUGUAUCAGCUGAAGAAAUUGCUCGAUAUUUAGAUCUAAAGAAGUUGGAUGAGAGGAUUUAUAUGGUUGAAGCAGUUUCAGCAUAUGAUGGGAUGGGGAUUAAAGAAAGUAUGGAAUGGCUUGUGGAGGUAAUGGAACGAAGCAAGAGAACAGAAACGUUGAGAGUUCGUGCAGGUGUAGCAGGCCCUGGUGCCUAGAGGAAACUAUACCAACUUGCAGGAGGAAACUAUAUCAACUUGCAGUUGUUUACCUACCUUUCUAGCUUGUGUAAAUAAACAGGAUUUACAUUAGAUUCUAUAUGGCCAUAAUGUAAUCCAUUUUCUCAGCUGUAAUGCUGCCCUUGUUCCAUUUGCUCAGCGGUGAUUGACUACAUUUCAAAUGAUAUUCUUUAUUAUGAAUUAA
Manihot esculenta (cassava) is the source of this 1098-nucleotide messenger RNA. Its product is annotated as ADP-ribosylation factor-related protein 1. The transcript is spliced from 8 exons. Gene Ontology annotation, cellular component: Golgi apparatus. Gene Ontology annotation, biological process: protein localization to organelle; intracellular protein transport; Golgi to plasma membrane protein transport. Bases 279 to 893 code for a protein of 204 amino acids. The record is from RefSeq and is a predicted model, not a curated record. Lineage: Eukaryota; Viridiplantae; Streptophyta; Magnoliopsida; Malpighiales; Euphorbiaceae. Gene Ontology annotation, molecular function: GTPase activity; GTP binding.